AUGGAAAAUGCAAAAGGCAAGAAGCAGACGUCCCCAAAGAAGUCAGGGGAGCGGCAAAAAGCUUCAAAAUCCCAGCCAGUACCAACUGAACAGAAACAUGGGGCUGCUGGCGAACCAACUGAACAAAGAACCUCAGGGGUGGAGACCAAACGGAAGAGAUCUAAGAAAGAUGACAAAGCUUCUUGUCCACAAAAGAUGGCACAGGAAAAUAAAAGAGUAAGAAUUCACAAGAAGAUACCGAUUCCUCCGCUGCCCCUUCACUUGCCACCAGUUAACCUGAUUCACCGAGACGUCGUGAGGGCUUGGUGCCAGCAAUUAAAGCUGAGCACCAGUGGCCAGAAAUGGGAAACAUAUAAUAGGCUGCGUGCAUAUGCUUACCCUAAUCAAAAGGAGAUUCCUAUCAAACCAGAGGAGGCAAAGAUAUUGACAUUAUCACAAAGGAAAUUGAAGAUGCAAAAGGGGGAAAUGAGUCUGGACAGCUUUGGUCUUCCUGAACUGACUGGUCCCCUGGUGCGGGGUCCUGCUCCUGAUGGGGGUGCUACUGCUCUCCUGGAGGGAAUGGACAAUAUUUUCGUGACAACUUCCACCCCAGAUGAUGUGUUUGCCUCCUGGAGCAGAAUUGCAGCCACUACUGGGAAGUCUGGGAAGAUGGAGAAUGUGAGGUCGCCACAGGAGGCCUCUGGUUACAAGUGGUGUGUGGUCCAUGGACAGAGUCUCCCUGCAGACACAGAGAGUUGGGUUCAGCUACAGUUUUAUGCUGGGCAAGCCUGGGUCCCUGAGAAACCGGGGCAAGUGUGUGCACUCUUCUUGAUACCUUCCUGCAACUUUCCACCCCCACACCUGGAGGAUAACAUGCUGUGCCCCAAAUGCAUUCAUAGGAAUAAGGUAUUAGCGAGAAGCUUCCAUUGCCAAGAAAAAGGGUACGGCUACGAUUGUAAUUAA
Myotis daubentonii (Daubenton's bat) is the source of this 942-nucleotide messenger RNA. RefSeq names its product developmental pluripotency associated 4 (gene DPPA4). Gene Ontology annotation, biological process: system development. Gene Ontology annotation, cellular component: nucleus. Gene Ontology annotation, molecular function: chromatin binding. The record is from RefSeq and is a predicted model, not a curated record. Lineage: Eukaryota; Metazoa; Chordata; Mammalia; Chiroptera; Vespertilionidae.